AGAGCGAGGGUUCGGCAGGACAGUGUUCAGAGGAGGACAGAACAGAGGAGUGCCUUGAACACUAAAACUACACAAACCUGUUUGUGGUCUAGGUAGGUGGGCACAGGAACUAUGGAAAACAGCAAGACAGAAGAACAAAACCAGGAAAUGGAGGAGGCCAACCUAGAGAUUUUUCAGCUGCAGUCCUUGGUGGCAGAGCUGCGUACGUUGCUGCAGGGGGUGUUACAGGACAUGGCUGCGCUGCAGCAGAGGGACAGCAGUCUGGAAGAGAGGGCUCAGGCACACCAGAGAGACCUGGAUGACAGGAUCAUGGGAAUCAGGAACUCGCUCAACACGUUUAAGGAGGACCUGAGCAGUGCUCUAACCCAGAUCAAAGAGGUUAGCAGCAGACAGAAAGAGCUACAGGAUGGCCUGGAGUUCCUCCAAUCAGAGAACAGCAGAGAGAUCCGGCCCAUUCAACAGAGAAAAAGCUCCAAAGGGGACUGCCAUGGGGAGGGCCAUGAGUGUCUCUCCAACCAGACAGAGCUCAACGUCAUCCAGCAUUACUUCGCCAGCCUGCCCAGCAUCUCUCCACACAGGAGCAUAGCCUCGACACAGACCUCUAACUCAGAGCAGGAGGCAGCCAGUGGCCUGCCCCAGAGGGGUCAGUCUAAGUCUCCAGUGUGGACAGAAUCGAAAGAGAGCCGGGACGACACGGAUGCACAGAGUGCCUCAGAAAACAAUAAGAGGCAGAUAGCUGCCCUGGAGCUGUUGGAGUCAGAGAGGGUGUAUGUGUCGUACCUGUCUCUCCUGCUGAAAGCCAACAUCACCUUCAACAGCACAGAGGACCUCCACACCAAAGACAAACGGCCAUUCCCCAGUUCUCUACGUUUCCUCAUCCAGCAACACCUGGAGCUGCUUCACACCCUGCAGGAGAGGGUGCUCAAGCGCCAGUGGCAGGGCAUCAUGGGAGAUGUAUUCAUGAGGCUCACCAGCAAAGAGAAUGAUUUCUUGGACUUCUAUGUGUCGUAUCUGAAGGAGCUGCCUGAAUGUCUGUCUGUGGUCAACAUGUUGACCACCACCUCACUAAAAGCAGCCGGCCUGUUUGAGGGUGACAUCAACGGGGACGAGACGACACGCCCCUCUCUCCACACUCUGCUUCUCCAGCCAGUGCAAAGGAUCCCUGUGUACCUUCAGCUGCUGCAGACUCUGUUGAAGCAGACGGAUGCAGAGCACCCUGACUACUACCUGCUGCUGGUGUGUAUCCAGCAGGUCAGAGCCUUCACCACCCAGUACGCCCACCUACUGCAGCACAACAAAGAGCUGCUCCUGCACAACCGCAAAGAGCUCAAGAGGUCAGCUUCUGAUCCAGGCUCAGAUUUUGUGUUUUGGUCAACUAUGAAGCAGUUCUUCAAAAAUGUGGACUGUGGUAACGUGAUGCAAGCCAAUGAGAUGGGCUCCCCUUACCCCACCAGCAACGCAAUACUCCUCUCCCUCUCCCCUCACAGAGAGCAUGGCAACCAGGUGAAACGCAGCAAGCAGAGGCACCUGGAGCAGAUCCAGUCUCGACGCUUCCUGGACUGGGAGAGCGAGGCUCACCACUCCGACUCCCCCAUCCCAUUUUUCUCCCCUGACACCAACCCUCGCCUCAAACCCCCAGGCCUGCAGAGUAUCCCUGAGAUGGGGUCAUCAGAGCAGCUGCCUGGCAAACGGCUGACCCCGGGCUCAGUCCUGUCCGAUGCUCAAGGUGAGUUCCUUCGCCCCGGGGACCCUCCAGGCUUGGAGGGGCUGUAUGAGGAUGUGGACUCGUCCCUCCACAACGUGUCCCUGUUCGACCACUACUCCAGUGCUUCGUCCGACUCUAGUAUCGACAUCGCCUUUGUGCGCUGCCCUAAGAGCCAUCAGGCUGUUCGCGAGGUCUACAACAGAGGGGGCAGCCGGGGGAGCAGGUACAAGCUGCCUGGCCGGGGUCGCGUGUCACCAGACGAGGCCCAAAUGAUGCAAGCUCACCACCACCGCCCCCUGCAGGCCGCUCAGUGUAAGAGCAAAUCCCUGAACGGGUUGCAGCUGGACAGCACUGUGAGUGGGGACAGUGGCCCCGGACAUCUGUCUGACCACCUGAGGGACCACGGGGCCCACCAACAUGCCAAGCUAGAGAGGCAGUCCAGUAAUAAAUAUCACCCACGCAGCAGCAAGGGCCAGAGCAGCAACAACAGCCCCAUCAGCCCCCCGCAGCACAAAGCAGAGCCAGAAAGACAGAUAGCAGCCACUGACAAGGAGCUGCAUAACAACCACAACAAGGACUCUGGGAGCCCACCCUGGGGCGAGGAGCCAAGAUGGAAGGCUGAGGCGAAUUACCACACCCCCUUCAGUGAGAGGAGCCGGAAACAGGAGAAGGGAGGCUUCCGUAGCUCCUUCAAGAAGCUCUUCAAGAAAAAGUCGGGGGGAGGAGAGAAAGACAAGACAGACAGCCAGAACUCUAGUGAUCACGAGGCAGGCAAGACCCCAAGAGUCACCCACCUAGGCAUCGAACGUGGGACUGCCGUGUGAAAAGUGUGACUAGUGUCACCAGCAGAGAAACACAUUGCUCUGAGAAAGGCUUCAAAUAGGUGCCAGUGAAAUUCUAGGGGUAUAUAGACAGUGUACAAAGCAUUAGGAACACCUGCUCAUUCCAUGACAGACUGAGCAGGUGAACGCUAUGAUCCCUUAUUGAUGUCACUUGUUAAAUCCACUUCAGUGUAGAUGAAGGGGAGGAGACAGGUUAAAUAAGGAUUGUGUAUGUGUGCCAUUCAGAGAGUGAAUGGGCAAGACAAAAGAUCUAAGUGCCUUUGAAUGGAGUAUGGUAGUAGGUGCCAGGCGCUGAACUGCAGCGCUGCUGGGUUUUUCACACCCAAGUUUCCCAUGUGUAUCAAGAAUGGUCCACCACCCAAAUGACAUCCACUGUGGGAAGCAUUGGAGUCAACAUGGGCCAGCAUCCCUGUGGAAUGCUUCCAACACCUUGUCGAGCCCAUGCUCUGGCAAAUUAAGACAAUGUUUUGAGGGCAAAACCCAAUAUUAAGGUGUUCCUAAUGUUUUGUACACUGUGUACAGUGCAAUACAAUCUAUGUAUAUAAAACAUGCUGGAAGACCAACAGACAUUGACCUACUGUAAAAAUGCUUUAUAGGUUUCUUCAUUUUUAAGUUAGUAGUUUCCAAUUUGAGAUCUCUUCAAUAUCAAUGGAGAAAAUAUAUUUUACAUACAGUAUACUCAUUAACAAAAUGUGCCAUCAAGAAAAUCUCUAUCCCCAAAUCAAAAUAGAAUGUAAAUUGUGACAAGA
Messenger RNA from Oncorhynchus keta (chum salmon), 3296 nucleotides. RefSeq names its product rho guanine nucleotide exchange factor 33-like. The coding region runs from base 112 to 2529 and encodes 805 amino acids. The record is from RefSeq and is a predicted model, not a curated record. Gene Ontology annotation, molecular function: guanyl-nucleotide exchange factor activity. NCBI's taxonomy places the organism in Eukaryota, Metazoa, Chordata, Actinopteri, Salmoniformes, Salmonidae. The transcript is spliced from 15 exons.